Messenger RNA from Elgaria multicarinata webbii, 9594 nucleotides. It is a transcript of the gene LMTK2, whose product is annotated as lemur tyrosine kinase 2. Gene Ontology annotation, biological process: protein phosphorylation. The transcript is spliced from 15 exons. Bases 1 to 4617 code for a protein of 1538 amino acids. The record is from RefSeq and is a predicted model, not a curated record. Gene Ontology annotation, molecular function: protein kinase activity; ATP binding. Lineage: Eukaryota; Metazoa; Chordata; Lepidosauria; Squamata; Anguidae.
AUGCGGGGAAGGCGUCGGCGUCGGCUCCGGGGGCCCAGCGGGUGGCUGGGCCGGCUCCUGCCCCCCGGGCUUGGACUCGGUCUGGGUCUCUUCUUCCUGUUGCUGGGAGGCGGCGAGGCGGCUCCACUUCCGCAAGCAGGUGCAGGCCUGUUCACAGGAGUCUGGAAAGCGGAAGUGAAAAAGAGCUUCAACUUUUCUGCGGUUUUUGUAGCUGCUGUUGUGGUUGCUUGUGGUGAAAGAUUACGGAACGCUUUUGAGACCCUAAAUGGGGCGGCAGCAGCAGUAGAAGUACCCUUCUCAUUGGUGAUUUUUUCUGCCUGUAUCCUUGUAGUCCUGGUAUUACUGGUUGUGAACUGUGUAUCCUGUUGUAAAGAUCAAGAGAUCAACUUCAAGGAAUUUGAGGACAAUUUUGACGAUGAAAUAGACUUUACGCCACCGGCAGAAGAUACCCCAUCUAUUCAGUCUCCAGCAGAAGUCUUUACACUUACAGUUCCCAGUGUUUCUUUACCAGCUCCAUCACAGUUCCAGCUUCCUACAGAAGGACUGAAAUCUCAAGUUGCUCGUCAGAAUCUUAACUAUAUCCAAGAAAUUGGAAACGGCUGGUUUGGAAAGGUUCUGCUUGGGGAGGUUUACACAGGCACCAGUGUGGCAAGAGUGGUCGUGAAGGAAUUAAAAGCGAGUGCCACUCCCAAGGAACAAGAUCGGUUUUUGAGGCAUGGAGAACCUUAUUUAAUUCUUCAGCAUCCAAACGUCCUCCAAUGUACUGGGCAGUGUGUGGAAGCCAUUCCUUAUCUUUUGGUUUUUGAAUUUUGUGACUUGGGUGACCUGAAAAUGUAUCUUUGCAACGAACAGGAGAACAUUAAAGGGGACUCUCAAAUAAUGCUACUGCAGAGGAUGGCGUGUGAGAUUGCUGCUGGACUUGCCGUAAUGCAUAAGCAUAAUUUUGUGCAUGGUGAUUUAGCCUUAAGGAAUUGCUUCCUUACAUCUGAUUUAAACGUAAAAGUUGGAGACUAUGGAAUAGGAUUCAGUAGGUACAAGGAAGAUUAUAUUGAAACAGAUGAAAAGAAGCUUGUGCCUCUUCGAUGGAUUGCACCAGAGUUGGUGACGAGCUUUCAGGACAGGCUGUUAACAGCCGAGCAAACAAAGUACAGUAACAUCUGGUCACUGGGUGUAACGCUAUGGGAGCUUUUCAGCAGUGCUGCAAGGCCUUACCCUGAUUUAUCGGAUGAUGAGGUCCUGAUGCAGGUCAUAAAAGAAAAACGGACCAAGCUCUUGGAGCCCUGCCUUGAACAGCCGUGUUCUGAUCGAUGGUAUGAAGUUCUCCAGUUCUGUUGGUUGCCUCCAGACAAGAGAGCAACAGCAGAAGAAGUACGUAAGCUUCUAACCUAUCUCCGUAUGCAGAGUCAAAGGGAUUCAGUGAUUGAUCCCGAACAGUGGGAUGAUCUCAAGCCCAAUACUUCAAACAGGGAACUCUUGGAUGACUCCGCCUUUCCAAUUCUGGAUCAUUUCACGGGCAACAGGUUUGGCCGCGAGAUGGAAGAAGUCCUCACGGUAACCGAAACAAGUAGGGGGCUCAACUUUGAAUACAUCUGGGAGGCAGCCAAACACGACCACUUUGAAGGCGGCCAGGCCAGUCCUGAUGAAGGGAUGACUUACACGAAUAUCUUCUUCCCAGUGGAGGUGUUUGAGAAUACGCUUACAGAGCAAGGGGCUGGAGCUCAGGAUGAAAGUGGGCAGGAAGUUUCGCUUUGCGUACCUGGGCAACUUCCUGUAUUCAAUGCCCAUAAACCGUCUGUUGGAAACGAUUAUUACAUCCAGUUAGAAGAGAAGCGCGGAGGCAGGGAUGUCAACUUCGAUAGCCAGGCUGCCAUAUUGACGACGGAAGUGGACAGCCAUGAAGUUCCAAAGGACAAAAACUCUCGCUUCCAGGUCCUUGGGGAUUAUGCUGCUGAAUCUUCUACAGAUGGGGACUUUUUCUGUUACAAUACAGAACCCGAGGCAGAGGGCUUGCAAGUCACUGGCCCUGACAGCCCUUUCCAAAGUAGAUUUAGCGAUAUUGCCGGAACAGAACCAUUGACAAAUACAAAAAAUAGAUUUGAGUUAGCUGAUAUAAAUGAUAUUCAUGUGGAGUUUGAAGCAGUUUCAUAUUCAGAUCUAGAGGAAUCUAUAGUGGAUCAGCCCAAGAAAGGAAGUCCCAGACACACCUCUGAAAAUGAGGCUGUUUACUCGCACGAGGAUAUCACGCAGCAAGCUGAUCCUAGCCUCCUGACUUCAGAAGAGCUGUGCAAUAACUUUCUUUUCCUUCAAGAGAAGAAUUUAUUAAAAGGCUCACUGGGUAAUAAAGCUGGUGGGGGUGAUCUCAACGGAGCAUCCGACAGCAGAAAUAUGCUAGAAUCACCAAAUAUGGAAUUUCUAGGGGUGGAACAUAAAAUGGCUGGAAAUACUGCAGUUCGUAAAGAUGAGCGUUUUGUUCAAAUAGGUACAAAUAACAUGAGUAUUUUGGCCCUGGAUCUUGUGCAAAGUCAAAUUCCUUCUAGCGCACCUGUGAUGGAUAAGCAGCACGUAUCCUUUUUAUCAAGAGCUGAAAGAAACCUUUCCAAAGUAGGAGUUGAUGAUAACUCUGCCCGCAGUAUUGAUUACUCCUAUCUUGGAAUGGAUCAAGUCCCUGAAGCCGGCUUGACUGAAACACUUUCUCCAAAUGCCAAAAGCCAAGCUGAUGGAUCUAGCCCAUGUCAUAGCAUUGCACUCCACACUCAAGAGAGAGAACAAAAGCGAAACAACCAGGAACUUAAAUAUAACGGUGGUGGUUGUGGGGAGCUGAUCCAUGACUUGGAGAAUAAGCAGUCUGAAUUAGAACGAGAUGGUGCAUAUCUUCUGGAGCAAGACGAUGAAACUUUGGCUCAGGUUCAAAAAUGUAACACAGAGGCUCUCGUUAAAGACGUUGCGAUUCCAUCUGUCCUUCCUUCAGACCGAACAAGUCAUGACAGUCUACUAGAAGACAGUUUGUCAACUCCCAUGCAGAGCAUGGGGCAAUCUGUAGAUACACCAGACUCAUUAGAUUCGUUAGAUGUUAAUGAGGUCUUAGAGUCUUUAGUGGGUCAGGGUCCCCAGAAACCUUUGCCACCCGAUAAACCUGCUGACAGUGGCUACGAAACUGAAAACCUUGAGUCUCCUGAAUGGACGUCACACCUAAUUGUCAGCAACUCCAGUGAAGACACUGCUUUGUCUAGUGCGGCUGGUGAUAAUCUGUUGCAUGAUAAUCCUGUGAUCAUUGUGUCAUCAGAUGUAAAUACUGACUCGGAUACAACUAAUGUCAUGGACGGAUUUGAAGCCGUAUCUAAGACUACUUUUGGUGGCAUCCAGAAUUCGUACAGGGAUUCUGCCUAUUUUUCUGAUAACGAUUCUGAACUAGACAAGAAAUCUGAAGUUGUAAACACGGCAGCCGAACCAAAGGAACUAUCAGAGGAUGGCACUUGUGGUGACUAUUUUGAAAUGGAAAAGAACGGAAAUGCAGAAAAUCGGGCAGAUGGCAAUCAGGUAGCAGGUGAUCAAUUCACUAACGAUUCCAGUUCAUGUCUGGAAUUGGACAGGAGGCUAGAGGGGCAUGGGACAGAUGAAGCAAAGCAGGACCGUCUUCAUAAAGGUGGCGAUGCAACUUUAUUGCUACCUAUGGUCGAUCCUGAGCCUACUGAUGAUGAAGUUGAAACCUACGAGGAUUCCCCCAGAAGUGUGUCUUGCACAGGCACCAAUACAGCAGACCUUCUUCCCGAGAGAGAUUUAAAGCACACGCCUAACUUGUACGGCCCUGAUGAAAUCUUUGAAAAAUCCUUAUUGUGCCACCUGGAAGGUCACAAGUUGAAAGAGCCAGACGUUGAAGGUAAAUACCUUCGUAAACUCGAUGCUUCUGGCACGCUUGAUCUGUCGUUGGAUGGAGAGGAUGCUGACGAAGAAGAUGAAAACAGUGAGGAUUCUGAGGACGAUAUGAGAACUUUCCAUCUUCAUGGGCUUAGUUCUGACAGUGACGAGGAAAUUGUGCAUCAAAUACCAAUCAUUCUUACUGAUCGGGACGAUGGCAAACAUCUAAAGAGCUUGCUAAAGCAUCCAAAGCAACUGGGGCAGAACAACCCUCCCGAAAGCUUUCUGAAGAACGAGAGAAAAGCAGUAACGUUCUUUGAUGACGUCACCGUCUAUCUUUUUGAUCAGGAAACACCAACCAAAGAGCUCGGAAAUCGUACUGCAGAAUCGAACCACUCAGACUCUAACAAUACUCCCGCUCCUGCUUCAGGCCUUGGUUACUUGAAUAAAUUUACAAAUUCGGAAAGCUCUACAGAUGAAGAAGGUGGCGGUUUCGAAUGGGACGAUGACUUCUCUUCCCCGGAGCCUUCUUUUAUAUCAAAGGCAGCAAACAGUUUCAUUAGCUCCAAGCCUUCUCUUCAGACCUCCAAAUACUUCUCUCCACCGCCGCUGCCUCGAAGCCCCGAACAAAACUGGUCCCGUCCAUUACCUUACUCCCGAUUCUCUAUCUCUCCGGCGAACAUCGCAAGCUUCUCGCUCACUCACCUGACGGAUUCUGACAUCGAACAAGGAGGCAACAGUGAAGAUGGAGAGAAAGACUGAGCGGCUGAAGCUUCUCUGAAUACUCAGUGAUGCUUGUCAGGACUCCUCUGCUUUUUACUCAGCUGCAUCUGAAAAUAAGGCAGGUGUGCCGAAAUCCAGUAACCAAGCGGUUGACCGACAUCGAAGGCAACGUUUGAUCAAGACGUGAACGUGAAGGUGGACCUUACUACUUCAUAAGUGUUCUGUUCUUUGGAAACCGGUGCAUUUUACAUUUCCUUUUUUAAAAAUACAUAUAUAUUCUGUGCUUAGCUUUCUCCUCCUCUCUUUCUUCCCCUUCCGCCCCAAAACCCGGUACUUGAAGUAUCCUCCAGGCAAUUUGUAACAAUAUGUAAAAUGGUUAUGUUCUGGUUUCUAUAUAGGAUUGUAUCAUACAUACUCUUUUGUAUUCAUGUAUUAUCGAUAUAUGAACAUGUAAAAUUGUACAUAGCUUGAGCAGAAGGUUGCUGUCACUUGAAAUGGCCUGGCUGAGAGCUGUUGUGUAGUAAGCCAUAUUUUGAAGUCUUCACCCAUUGCUUAGCUGCAGAUGCACUAUUGGCUAUCCUUCCCAGGUCCCCCCGCGUUGUACAAAGCCAUCCUUCUUCGCUCUUUGAUUGAUAGAAGUUGUCGCUUCGGCCUGUCGAACCGGUUCGCUUCGUACUCCUGCAUCCCUUUCCGCGCAAAGCACUUGUCUUCCUUUCUUUUCUUUUUUCUUUUUAACAAAAUUACUAAUUUUUGGAACUUUAUGUGCUAUUCAUGUUUCUAAAGGGGCGAUUCAGUCUAUCCGUUUGCAGUAAAGUUGGUUGAUGAAUCAACUUUUUAGUUUUAGAUGGCUAAAAACUGGUGGUAGUGGUGUCAUAGGAUUUUUUUCCAGGAGGAGUCUGAAAGAUUCUGGGAUCGUGUGUGUGUGUAUGUCGAUGAUAUUAGUUACCGGGUAACUUCUAGUAUUGCUCAUCUCAUCUUCAGGGAUCUGUCAGCAUUUCUAUAGAGGCUGUCUAAUAGGGGAUGUGUUAACUCAUGCGGUUGCUCUUAAUCUUUCUUUCGAAGUCAGGUAUCUGUGAAGAAGCAGCUUUAAUAAAAGUAGAUUCACUGGGGUCUAUCUGGGGUUCUCUGGAUCUCAAACAUUUGCAUGCGACACAACAAUCUUCAAUGUAGAUUUGGAUCUUCCAUGCUUCCUGUAGUCAGAGUGUCCUGUAGGUCAGCCUUCCCUUCCCUGGCGUCCUCUGGGAUGUGUUGGAAUACCACUCCCAUCACCUCCAUGGCAAUGAUGGAUGUUGUAGCCCAACCCAUCUGGAGACACCCCCCCCCCCAUUAAGGAAGGCUGCUAUAGAGUCCCUCACCCACCCACCCAUUUGCUGCUGGAGAGAAUGGUCCUAAAAUUAAUGGUUCAGUUACGUUAAGGAUGCUACUAGGAACUUAAGGGCUAACAGGCAGUACUUGGUUAGACCCAGAUCCUCCAGGGCAUUUUUAAAAGGCUUUUCUAGAGCUUCUUGCUCCUGAUGGAGACUUUCUGAGCAUGGCGAACGCAGCUUUGAUAUAACACAUAGAAUAUGUGCAUGCAUGCGCGUAUACCGCCCUCAGUAAAACGUGUAUAUCUUCAUUUACCUCACUCCAAAAACGAACAUGUAAUGUAUAUUUUUCAGCCACAGCUUUGGCAGAAAGAGAGGAUUUAAAAAAAAUAAUACUCUGGGGUGUUCUUUAAAAAAAACAAUCUAGCUGACCUGCACAGGCUUCCGCUGUGGGUCUGAGAAAGAACAUCCGGAAAUGAUGUGAACGUCGGUAGGUUUUAAAACCCUCUUACUGAAGAAUGUAUGAAAGUGUUGGUCUCCCGUCUCCCCCUCCCCCCGGUUCUUCACCCUUCUCCUCCGGUCAGGCUGGAUCUUGUCAGCCACAUGGCUGGCAGAAACUGGCAUGCAUUCCGAUUCCCAACGAUAGAGCCCCAAUCCGCAAGGAACUCAGCUUUAAAAGAACGUCGCUUGAGAAUCGUGUUGCUUUGUACGCUCGCCUGCCACGUGCCCCUCCUGUGCCAACUUGCCUUGUAACGCGAUCCGCCUCGUUCGCCGAACCCCCUUGCGUUUUUGCAAGAGCGAGCGAGCGUUGGUGCGUGCUUGAAUUGGCUUUUAUAAUGCAAACGGCAGCCUUGGGCCCAUUUGAAAUUGCCGCUUGGUCCUUCGACAGAUUUCUGGCUGAAGGUGGGAGCCAUUCCAGGUUGGGUCAGGUUCCUCCAUCUGUUUCCAGCUCUUUCAUCACUGGGUGAUUUUAAAAGCAGAAGGGAAGCUCAAAUGAGAGCCUUGAACUUGCUAUGCUGAGAUUGCAACGAGAUGUGGAGUUGUAUGGCAGGAAGCGUUAGGCCUUGGACCUUGUAGUUCAUGAGCUUGAACAUGGUUUAUGUCAGCCUUCCCAAACGUGGUGCCCUCCAGAUGUAUUGGAUUACAGCUCCCAGCAUCCCCCAACUAGCUAUGCUGGGGAUGUUGGGAGUUGUAGUCCAACACAUCUGGAGCUACCACCAGGUUGGGGGAAGCUGGUUUAUGUUACAAGGAUUAAGUGAAGCAAGUAUGUUGGUAUUCCCCUUCGCUUUUGUUUAACCUCUUAAGCGUGGAAACUUUGACUAGCCUCAUCCCAGCGACGUACAUGGGUUCUCCAUGCCAGGAUUUUCUCCAGGGGCUUGAAGCUUUGCCCCGGCCCUCUUUCCGAAGUACCUGUGCUGCACAAUCCCAUGUUACGGAUGAAAGCUCAAUGGCUAUAUCCCAGCCAUUUAGAUGCUGCAGCUCACAACGAGGCGUUCGGACUUUUGGAGCGUUCUGAAAACGCUUCUUGCAAUGGAUUCAUGCGGCUGGCGCCAGUCAGUGAGAUGGUUUUUUAUUUUCCAAUCUCCGUGACUAGAAUCGAACAUAAGUUUGACUCUUUGGGCCAUCACAUGAAUGGCAAACCCAUGACUUUUUGAGGCCUCUCUGGUGAGAACCCGUUAUCUGUUUCAUUGGCAAGGUAGAGUACCGAAUUACCUCUUGCUCUACACCAUGAAAACGAGAUACGCUCCCACAGUGGGCGAGGGGUUGGCGUGGGCGUGGGCCGCCUCUGGCUACCAAAGCUUUUAAAACGCUCGGCUCCAAACUUAGCUUUGCUUUAGCUGAAAUCGUGGACUUUUAACGUUCACAAAUCUAGGCCAGCUGUUCAAAUUUCCUAACGUUUCCUUGAAGACGGACUUCCUACCUUUUAAAGCCUCUUAUUGUACGGUCCAUGACCUGACGCCUGUAUUCUUUUGCACUAUAGUUACCCGGGUGAAAGUUGGAUGUCUCGUGGGGAAUCUGUGUGAGUUAGCAGCCAAGGUGGUGUUGGUUGUCGUUCAGCUUCUCCAGGACUGGGAAGACCUCUGUGUUCAUAACUAAGGAAAGCCGCUCCUAAGUCUAGACGUCGCUAUGAGGGAAUCUUAUUCUAGCCAUUGCGGCUGCUACCUGGGCUUAGGGGUGGCUUCUUUUCUCUUGGUUCCUCUUCCUUUUGCACUUUAACAGCUGCGCGAUAGGUAGAGAUCUAGCCGGCGCAUUCUCUCCGCCCUCCCAGGAGAGGGAGGAAUUGCUUGGAAAAUAACUUCACAUGGUAAAGUUCUGGCUAUCAUGAAAGCACCAGAGCUUUGCCCAAAAGUUCCGGUAGACCAGGCCGUCUGUCAUUAUUGCUUUUGAGGAACAUCUGUGCUGCACAAAGGCAGGGAAGACGGUUACGGAGGGACUGAACCAGGGCUUUGCAGUCCUAUAAAUCCAGAUGUUGCAGUUGUGCCAGUUCCCUGUAAUGGGGAUGGUGAGGUGGGGAGUGGAUGGGAAGAGGGAGGUGUCGUAAGGCAAAACAGGACUUUUCUGCCUCCUCCUGUUGUACAGAAUGAUGCUUGAACUGCCCCAUUUGCAGCGGAGAGAGAAAGAAAUUCAUAGUUUCAGGCUGAAAUUACAUAGUUUAGAAGGGAAAAACUAGGUGAGGGGAGGGCUCAUGAGCCUUUUCUAAACUGGGGCCGUCCUUUGCUGGCUGGGGCUUGGGAAAUGAGUUUUGUAGUCCAGCACCAGACUGGGGAAGGCUGGUGUCACAUUUGUAACGAGAAGCUGAACAAAACGAGGAGGCUUUUAAACACUACAUUUUCCAGGUUUGUUUGCACAUACGCGAGAAGGUAAAAGCCGCCACUUCCUUGGGAAAUGAACUGAUUCUUUUUUCUUUAUUUUUUAAAUCGGUGGCUAAGCACUGAUGAGAGCCAUUCAUGCCUACUUUUUUUUAAAAAAUCAUCAGUAUUUUAGAUUGACUUGUACACAGUUCUGAUUAAUGUUAUUUUUAUUAUUUCGAGAGCCAGCUUGUUUAGACAUUUUUAGAGGAGAGGAACAAACAUUCAGGUGAAACUUCAUUGGCGGCAAAAAUGGCUAUUUGGAUUGGAAGGUGGAAUUGGAAACAUACUGGUCUUAUAAGAAAAUAGCCUUAUAAAUAAGAAUGGCUCGCAAAAAAGAAGUUAACGUCAGCUUUAAGUUGUAUAAAAUAUCCUUUUUAAAAAUCAAGUCUUUACGGGGUAAUUGUAGAGGAGACAAGUACAAGAGAAUGCAGAUAAAUAUAAGUGUUGUGUACCACCAGCCUGGUUUUUAUUUUAUUUUAUUUUCAAAUGAAACUUGAAUGAAUUUAAGAUGUUCAGUUCCGUUUAAUGAUCUUGCACAGUGGUAGGUGUAACCUAAUGGUAAAUGGUACCAGUUGAUGUGUAUAUAUAUAAUGUUUUACUCUCUUUGUAAAUGAGGAAAAUUUAUGUAACAGAAUCAUAGGGGAAAGGUUUUCCUAAUUGGAAUUUAAUACAGGUCUGAUGUUUAUGGCAAUAUGCUAGUUAAUGAAAUUUCAGGUCGAAUUUGUCUUUAAACUGUAAAUUUUAAAGAACUGUAAUAUUUCUACUGUACAUUGAUCAUGCCUAGUGUGAUUCAAGACUGCUUGUAAUUUAAAGAACCUUAUUUAAUAUUCGAAAUAAAAUAAAGGUAUAUAUUUAUAAAA